Messenger RNA from Zea mays, 2318 nucleotides. RefSeq lists its product as uncharacterized. Gene Ontology annotation, cellular component: cytoplasm. The transcript has 10 exons. Gene Ontology annotation, biological process: glyoxal metabolic process. NCBI's taxonomy places the organism in Eukaryota, Viridiplantae, Streptophyta, Magnoliopsida, Poales, Poaceae. The record is from RefSeq and is a predicted model, not a curated record. The coding region runs from base 41 to 1732 and encodes 563 amino acids.
AGAGAUUUUAAGAGGAUUUGAGGUUGUAAACUAGUCCAAGAUGGAUGGAAUAAUACGGUGCUACGGCCUCAGCGCGGGGAGCAGGGGUGCGGCGCUGCGGUGGCGCGAGACGGGCUCGGCACGGCGGCGGUGUGACGGCCUCACGCGGAGUCGCGGCUGCGACGACGGCGUGCAUGGACUCGGGUCAGCACGGGUCCGGUGGAGGGCCGUGCGCCCGUGCCUAGGCCGUGCUGCCCGUUUCCCAUGUAUCCCUUCCCCAUAUCCAUACCUGUGUUCCAUAUGCCAUAUCCAAACGCCUACUCGCUUCUCCCGUCGUCUUCCCCGCUCCUACGACCUGCGUUUGUCGAUGCUCUCUCCAUGGCACCCUCUCCUCUCCCCCGUUGCACCUCCUGCCAUGGAGCUACGGUCACCGCUGAACUCACAUAACUGCUCCCUUACCUCCUCCAUUAGACCACCGCCACCGCGCUCCUUGGCGCGGGCGCCCCCCACGCUUUCCGCCACCGCAGCAGCCGUCUCGUCGCUGUCCGCCACCUCAGCGGCCAUCUCGUCGCCUUCCUGUCCAAAGAAGAAGGUUCUCGUGCCCAUCGCCAUGGGUACGGAGGAGAUGGAGGCGGUCAUCAUCGCCGGUGUCCUUCGGCGGGCUUCCGCUGAUGUGACGCUUGCCUCUGUGGAGGACGGCCUCGAGGUGGAGGCGUCCUGCGGCUCCCGCAUCAUCGCGGACACGCACAUUGCCUCCUGCGCUGACCAAGUGUUCGAUCUUGUGGCUCUCCCAGGAGGAAUGCCUGGUUCAGUGCGAUUGAGAGACAGUGACAUCCUUCAGAGGAUCACAGUUAGACAGGCUGAGGAGAAAAGAUUGUAUGGUGCUAUAUGUGCUGCACCGGCGGUUGUUCUAGUGCCGUGGGGUCUCCACAGGAGAAAAAAGAUCACCUGUCACCCAUCUUUUAUAGGAGAUCUCCCUGCAUUCCGGGCAGUUGAAUCAAAUGUUCAGGUUUCAGGAGAGCUUACUACAAGUCGUGGGCCAGGGACAACAUUUCAGUUCGCUUUAUCAUUUGUUGAGCAAUUGUUUGGGCUUCGUGCAGCUGAAGAUAUGGACAAGAUUUUGAUGGCACAGACUCAUGACGGUCUUGAAAGGAGUGCAGAAGUCAAUGAGCUUGAGUGGUCUUGUGGUCGCAAUCCUGAUGUCCUUAUUCCAAUUGCAAAUGGGUGUGAAGAGUUGGAAAUCAUAAUUCUGGUUGAUAUUUUAAGACGGGCAAAGAUAAAUGUUGUAUUAGCUUCAGUUGAAAAAUAUCCAGCUGUUCUUGGAUCUCAAAGGAUGAAGAUUGUUGCUGAUAAAAGCAUUAUGAGUGCCUCUGAUUCGAUAUAUGAUCUAAUUAUUCUUCCUGGAGGACCUGCUGGGGCUGAGCAGCUGCACAGGUCCAGAAUUCUGAAGAAGUUACUCAAACAACAAAUGCAAGCUGGCAGGAUGUAUGGAGGGGUUUGUUCUGCUCUGAAGGUUCUGCAGCAAGAAGGUUUACUCGAGGAUAAAACAGUGACAGCUCAUCAUGCUGUAGCCAGUGAGCUCACGUGCCAAGUUAUAGACCAACCCAAUGUUGUGAUCGACGGAAAUUUGAUCACUGGUAAGGGGCUUGGGACAGUUGUUGAUUUUGCCCUAGCUAUCAUCAGGAAAUUUUUUGGCCAUGGACGAGCCAAAGCUGUGGCGAAUGGAAUAGUUUUUGAGUACCCUAAGAGCUAAACCCCAAGAAUUGCUGAAAUCACGAAAUCUACAAUAAGGACUAAUGAAACACAUUGGCUGUAAUUGAAGAUUUGGCUAUCUAUACUUCUGAUAAAAGCUUCAGUGGCAGUCAUUUCAUCAGCUUCAUGACAUGAUUUAUUGGUGGAUAAAUUACAGAGUGGUUGCUAACUGAUUAUAUGCGUUCAGAGGAAACUUUACUGUCUUCUGUGUGCCUGUAUUGGUUUGGGGGCGUAUUUUCCAAGGUUUGAACUCUGAAGGCAUUAUUCCUCGAUGUUGCCAUCAUGCUAUAUUGCUGUGUUUCCCAUCUGUGAAUUCAUCUGAGAAGCUUGACAUUCUAAUUCCGGACUUCCCCAGAUACUGGGUUUCAAGAGUGCAGGCUAGCAACUGAAUCAGUAUUUAAUUAAAUUUCGAACUUCUGUGCUGCGUUUUUUUUAUUGGAAGUCAUUUUGCCCUCUUUUUCUGUGUAUUGCUGAUGGAUUGCGGUUUUAGCUUCAUGGGUUGAGCGGGACAUAACUGCUCACAUGGUUGUCCCUUUAAGAAGUAACAACAGUUACUGAAUUUAAAUUGCAGUUAGCAUAACGGAGUA